Bombyx mandarina (wild silkworm) is the source of this 810-nucleotide messenger RNA. RefSeq names its product protein dpy-30 homolog. Gene Ontology annotation, cellular component: Set1C/COMPASS complex. The record is from RefSeq and is a predicted model, not a curated record. Lineage: Eukaryota; Metazoa; Arthropoda; Insecta; Lepidoptera; Bombycidae.
ACAACACCAUUGACUGUUGUGAUUGUGAGUGAACUACGAGUCACGGAUCGCACCACAAUAAAAUUCGAUAAUAUUAUUUCUUCAAAGUUCAACUUAAAUAAUUACAACCCAUGUCAGAAAGUUCAACACAGAUAAAUCACAACAAGGAAGAACAAUCCACGACGAAAAUACCAGAUUCGGUAAAGAAAAUUAUAUUAAUGGAAAAAGACAAUGAAGCCAAUGCUAACAGAAAAUCCAGGAUUGACCUCAAUGCUCUACCGACUCGACAGUAUUUGGACCAGACAGUAGUACCCAUACUGCUGCAAGGUCUAUCAGCAUUAGCUAAAGAACGUCCUCCGGACCCGAUAAAUUAUUUAGCAGCUUACUUACUUAAAAACAAAACUACUUUCGAACUUGCCAACUCAGGCAAUAACAAUAAUCAACCAACAAACCCACAAACAUAAGUAUAGCUUUAUUAUAAUGCAAACAAUGAAAGUAGCUAAUCUCAAAGCAAUGACUGGAAACAUUUUGUUGGACACUCAUCUGGUGACAUAAACAGCGAAUGACAAUGGUGUAAAUUGCUCAAAUUUUAUAGUUCUAUUAUUUAACAGACUAGAAAAUAUAUACCAGUUUGCCUUAUAAUAUGCAUAUGUACACUAUAGUUGACAAAAAGAAAAUAUAUAAUCGAUGAAUUGUUAGUAUCUGUACUCAAGAAUAUUUAGUUAUAGACAAAAAGUUGUACUCAUUCUAAAAUAACAGUUAGUCAUAGCGACACCUGUAAAACAAAUCUAUAACAAUUUUCUGUCCAUAAACUAUAAGUAAAAUAACAAA